This is a messenger RNA of Antechinus flavipes (yellow-footed antechinus), 2675 nucleotides long. It is a transcript of the gene KCNMB1, whose product is annotated as potassium calcium-activated channel subfamily M regulatory beta subunit 1. Gene Ontology annotation, cellular component: voltage-gated potassium channel complex; membrane. The transcript is spliced from 6 exons. The coding region runs from base 226 to 801 and encodes 191 amino acids. NCBI's taxonomy places the organism in Eukaryota, Metazoa, Chordata, Mammalia, Dasyuromorphia, Dasyuridae. The record is from RefSeq and is a predicted model, not a curated record. Gene Ontology annotation, molecular function: calcium-activated potassium channel activity; potassium channel regulator activity. Gene Ontology annotation, biological process: potassium ion transport; detection of calcium ion.
CUUCCUGCUGUAGCUCAGGCUGCUUCCUUGGGGCAGGCGUGGGGGUGGGGGAAUGGAAAACUUCCUGGCUCCAUCGGGCCUUCAGAAAAGAAGUUGUUCUCAAAGGUGAAGACAAAUUCAGGAGCCAGUAGAGACUGUGAGGAAACUGAAGCCCAGGGAGGUUAAGUGACUGACUACCCAAGGUCAUGCAGGACUGGCCAGACAGGACUAUUUCUCAGAGUCAAGAUGGGAAAAAAUCUGGUGACAGCACAGAUACGAGGAGAGACCCGUGCCCUGUGUCUGGGCGCACUCAUGGUGUUAUGUUCUGCCAUCACCUACUACAUCCUGGGGACAACUGUGCUGCCUUUAUACCAUAAGAGUGUAUGGACCAAAGUAUCCAAUUGUCACCUGAUUGAAGCAGACAUACGGGACCAUGAGAAACUGGAUGGCAAGAAGGUCCCCCAGUACCCAUGUCUGUGGGUCAAUGUGUCUGCCACUGGGAAGAGUGCCAUUCUGUACCACACAGAGGAGACAAAAGAAAAAAACCGCCAGUGUUCUUAUAUUCCUGAGAGCUUGGAGGACUAUCAAGAAGCCAGGAUAGAUGUGGAGACCAUCAGGGGCAGAUUCAAAGAGCACCAGACUUUUCCCUGCUACUCAGACCCGGAGGAGAUUGAGAGGAGUGUUCUACUCAGGAGAAUCUAUACUCCCCAGACCUUAUUCAAGUGGCUCUUUUGGCCCACUUUCAUGCUAACUGGGGGAAUAUUCAUUAUCAUGAUGGUGAAAAUCAAUCAGGCUCUCUCCAUGCUUGCAGCACAGAGAUAGGAACCAAUCAGCACUUCACAGCUGAGGCACAACUAAAAUCUACAGCCCCCACCACACACACAUUCUUUUUCAGAUCUAUUCAUAACUCUUUCCCUGUACUUAGUCUCUCCUGCAGUUCAAUGAAGCUGCCAUUACGAAAUUAAUAUUUACCAUGUCACACACUUGCUUGAAAGCCUACCAUAAUUGUCUAUCACCUAUUAGAUUAAGCUCAAACUCCACACAAAUUAUGCCCCAUUCUAGUUUAAUAACUUUCUUUACCUAACACUCACCUUAAGUGACAGCCUCUAGCCAGGUCUGUCUCUAGAGUGAGCGCUAAGUGAAGCUGAGUUUUACUUCCCACUUUACUCAUUUUUCUCUUCCCACAUAGAAUAUAACCUCUCCAUUCCUCUUGGACCAUGAAAAUCUUGGUUAUCCUUCAAAGCCUAAACCUUAAUUCCUUCAUGAAGACCUCAUUCAGCAGCUUCAGGACAUAGAAAUUACUCUGUUUUUUGUGAUGCAAAACUCAUAAAAACAACCAAAUAUAUGUUACCUUCCAUUGCUCUCUGAUAGAAGACAUUAUGCUGGCUCAUCUUCAGAUGAACCUUCUCUUCUAUGUAUCAUGGUGCUAGGUAUGGAUCUGGGAUUCAUAAAUAUUUGGUGACUUGAACUGAUACUAGUUCAUAUUAAUCUAGCCCUUGAACGUCUAUCAGCUGCUUGACUUAUACCCCUGUGAGACAAGUAGUAGAAAUUCUCUUUUUUCUUAUAGAUGAGGAAAAUGAGGCUCAGAAAGUUUCAGUAUUUUUUCCAGAUAGUAGAUGAUGGGGCUAGAACUUGAAAUCAAAACUUUUGAUUCCAAGUCAAGCAAUCUUUAAACUCUACCAUGAUGCCUUUACACACCCAUGAAUCUAAAGCAUAGAAAGGCAGGAACAAGUUGUAUACAUAGAUCUACAUCUACUGACAGUACUCUCCUUCCCCUCACACCCUGUUGAUGGAAUUGGGAGGUUCCCAGCUAGAAAAGCUCCUUAUCUCUUCCCUGCCACAAGUCGCAAUAGGAGGUGGCUGAUGAAUUCUAGGUGGCUCCAAGAGAAGCUCCCUUCCAUUUUCCACAUCCCUGGCUAUUUUCCUCUUGGCCUUUUCCAAGUAUUAUUCCUCUAUCACCACUCCUGCUGGAGGAAACCCUAAAUCCCUGCUCCAUUCCUAAGUUUAGGAGUAGAAAAAAUAUUUUGAAUUUCCCAAUUCUUCAUAGGUAGGAGUCACUCUUAUGCUUUCUUAUACAUUUUGAUACAUCUUAAGGACUUUAGGUUCUUGCUAGCUACCCUUCUGCUGAAUCCUUCCAUCUUGCAUUAUCUCUUCUGGUUAAAAUGUUAGCUCCUUAAGAGUAAAAAAGUCUUCUUUUCUAUUUGUAUUCCCCAGCAUUUAUCUGGGGACUCAGGACAUAUUACAUCAUUAAUAAAUUAUUUUUCACUCAUUCAUUCAUCGUCACAAGUCCUACCCAGUAGACUUCCCUUUAAGACCCUGCAGCUACAAAAGGUGUGUUUAGAUAGCUGAGUCCGUGUAUUUCCAUAUUCCCUUAGAGGAAGCAGAGGCAGGAAGGAAGACCCUUAGAAUCAUCCUGGGAUUCUCUUUCCUUUGAUUGUGAUGUAGCAACACCUUGGACUAUAAUACAUUGAAAUAUUUGCUUGGCAACUUGGCAAAUCAGAUUUUUAGAGCAUGUUUUAGUUCAAUAUAACCUUAGGAAAUAUAAGCUCUUUUAAUGUAAUGUUAGAUCCUUAAAGUCAAAGACUAUCGUUUUUGUCUUUGUAUUUCCAGGACCCAAAGCAGAUUCUGCCUAUUAAGUAGGGACUUAAUGAAUAAAUGAUUAUUGAUUGACUAAAUUAAAUUCAGUUUUUAACACA